Molecule: messenger RNA, 2443 nt
Organism: Lacerta agilis (Sand lizard)
Lineage: Eukaryota; Metazoa; Chordata; Lepidosauria; Squamata; Lacertidae
Product: putative lysosomal acid lipase/cholesteryl ester hydrolase
Exons: 9
Coding region: 67-1287 (406 amino acids)
Molecular function (GO): hydrolase activity, acting on ester bonds
Source: RefSeq, a predicted model, not a curated record
UUUCAGUACACUGAUUGCUGCUUUAAUCUAGUUUUGUGGAGUAGUCUUGUACAGCUGUGCUGAAAGAUGGAUUUGCUUCCAUGCAAAUCAAGGAUGUGGCUCCUCAUAAUGGGGGCAAGCUUGGUCCAAGCCCUUGUUACAUCAGGAAUAUUUUUGAAAAGAAGAAAAGUAAAUCCAGAAGCUACUAUGAAUAUUAGCGAAAUUAUUUCUUUCAGAGGAUAUCCCAGUGAGGAAUAUGAAGUGGUGACAGAUGAUGGGUAUAUCCUGAGUAUUAACAGAAUUCCUCAUGGGAAAAGAAAUCAGUCAAACAAGGAUCUGAAGCCCGUAGUGUUUGUGCAACAUGGCUUGUUUUGCUCUGGCAGUAACUGGGUGGCCAAUCUGGAGAACAACAGCCUGGGCUUCAUACUGGCUGAUGUUGGCUAUGAUGUUUGGCUAGGAAACAGUAGAGGAAAUACCUGGUCCAUGAAACACAUCAACUAUACUGUGGAGCAAGAAGAAUUCUGGCGAUUCAGUUAUGAUGAAAUGGCUAAAUACGACCUUCCAGCUUCUAUAAAUUUUAUCCUGAACAAAACCGGACAGGAGAAAUUAUUUUAUAUUGGUCAUUCCCAGGGCACCACAAUGGCAUUCAUUGCAUUUUCAACCAUGCCACAACUCGCCCAGAAGAUAAAAAUAUUCUUUGGAUUGGCACCACUAAUCACCGUGAAUUAUUUUACCAAGUCAGUAGCAACUAAGCUCCUUCGGAUUCCUGACCACACUUUCAAAGGAAUAUUUGGAACUAAACAGAUGUUACCUCAAGGCAAAAUUUCUAAAUGGUUUGCUACUCAUGUGUGUAACCAUUUCUUAAUUGAUUAUCUCUGUAGCAGUCUUAUCUGCCUCUCAACUGGUUUUAAUAUGAAAAACAUAAAUAUGAGUCGAGGCGACGUAUACAUGUCUCACUGGCCAGCUGGGACAUCGGUUCAAAACAUGCUUCACUGGAGUCAGGGUAUGAAGACUGGGAAGUUCAAAGGCUUUGACUGGGGAAGCAAGGAAGAAAACAUGGCUCACCACAAUCGGGAAACCGCACCUUUCUAUGAAAUUAAACAAAUGACUGUUCCAACAGCUCUCUGGAGUGGUGGAAAUGACUGGCUUUCAACCCCAAAGAAUGUUGCCCAGUUGCUGCCUCAGGUCUCAAAUUUAGUUUACCACAAGUUUAUUCCUGACUGGGAACACAUGGAUUUCUUCUUGGGCCUUGAUGCCCCACAGCGCUUGUAUGAAGAGAUAAUUGAGUUUAUGCAGUAUUAUCAGUGAGUUUGUGAUCCUGAAAUAGUCUUCCAAGAAACCAGCAUUAUGAAUCUGUGAUGAUGAGUGAAACUGCUACUACUUUGAAAAAUUCACCAUGGAAAGAAAUCCCUAUGCUUAUAAAUACAAAUGCUAUUGGUGGGGAAGUGGAUGUGAUCAGCAGGCUUGGGCCUUAUCUUCCCCAACUGUCAAUUACCUGAAGUCACAUGAUGUGAGGUGAUCCAGCUGAUUGUCAUGGCUUGCAAAGCUCUGUGUGUAGUACUAUGUCAAUUCCAGUAAUCAGCUGAUGGCGAGGCUUCCCAAAGAGUGCCAAUCUCUGCCAGUCUCUUUGUUCUAGCACUGUCUGAACCUGUGUACAUCUUAGGGUGUUAACUUUAUUAGAGUAAUAUUCUCAAGACUGAAAUGGUGUAAAUAGUUUUCCUUUACUUGUACUGCAGAACUAACUCAUGGGAAGCCACUUUUUGUAACUUCACAGAUCUACAUGUUUGCAACUUGUACUUUAUUCUUUAAAGGCAUACCUGUUUCUUCCUGCGCUUGAUGAACUAUUUUAAUGAAGCUUCUCAAAAACAUGAUUUGGAUGGUAUUGAACUAAGUUGAAAUUAAUUACCAUGACUAAAUUGAAUGCCACCCACUCUAGAUUCAGAGUGUUCCAGUACAAUAAAGCUGAAAUCUGAAAGCAACCUUAUGUGUCACACUGACUUAAAGGCUUGCACCUUCAUGUUCACCUUCAUGUUCACAUGUUCAUUGGGAGCCAAGCUUUCCCCUUUCGUCCCUCUUUCUCAGAUUGUUACACAAUAUGUGACAAAAUAGAAACUAGAAAUGAGAAAAACUGCACUACAGGUGCAACUGGUUUCAAAGUCAAAGCUGCAAGCUGCAAGCGGCAAGGUGUGCAGGUAACAAGAAGCCUUUCGGAGCCUUUGUCUCGGAGGGCUCCAAUCCAUGCUUCCUGACAACUUAUGGAGGGGAAAAUAUAAAAUCUACAGUGAUACAAUCAGCACAGAGUUAUAGUAAGUAUCCAACACAAUAUGCACAGUGGGGGAAAAGAAAAUUUUCCCAGAAUAAAGCUAUUAAACAAACACAUACAUAAACAUACACAUCACAUAUCCAAUACAACAUGAGAGAACAAUCCUAAAACUUUCUUCUGCCAUUUAUUUCUUUUAAUGAC